AUGCCAACCAUGACACGAAUGCAUCGCCACUCCAGCUCCAGCGCCGUGGUGGAGGAAUCACGUGGACGACGUCGUCCCGUUCCCGGUCUCCCGGGCGAUGCCAACAAGGAGAACUUUGGGGUGCACUUUAUGAGCAGUCCCUUUGGUAAUGCCAGCCUGAUUGCUCUCCAGGAUCUGAGCAAUGUCCAUGGCAAGAGUCCGCAGCGUAGAAGCUUCAGCGAGGGCAGUGGUCCACGUCAGGCCACGCCCCAGCUGGCGGCACUUCGUUGCCUGCCACAACGAUCCACCGCUCUCGAGGAUUCACAAUUGUCCUCCUCCCGCAUGGGUGACACCACUUUAGAUCGUAUGUUGGAUGCCAUCAUAGAAUCGGCUAGAAAGGAAGUGCGUUGCAAGGUGGUCCCGGCUCCACCUCCACCCAGUUCCAAUACUAACACGGCGGACAAUGGAGUAGGCGAUGAGUGGAGCGAGACCAGUGUCCAUGAGAUGGAGGUGCGCACACCCACGCACCUGAAGAGACAGCGAGUGGUGCGCCGCAAGAAUCCACAAAAGACCACCGGGCCCAAGUUGAUGGACAAGCAACUGGAGAAGCAGAAGCAGCUGGAGUUGGAGCAGCAACUGGAGCAUGUGCCCAGCACUAAGCGUUGCCUGAGCUUCUCCUCCAGCUCUGGUUCGAAUAACUCCAGCAACGAGGAGGAGGAAGACGAAGAUGGGGAGCAGGAGGAGGAUAACCAAGUGGAGCAGCAGUUGGCCAAGAGGAGUUCCCUAAGUGCCAGGAGCAGUAGCAGCCGUGGCAGUUCCACUUCCAGUUCUAGUUCUCGUGGAGCGGAUGGUAACCACCGGGGAAGCAUUGAUCUGAGCAUUGUCUAUGACACCAAGGAGCAGCAAUUGAAUGUACAUGUGAUUCGUUGCCGGGACUUGCAGCGUUCCCAUGGCAGUGGCUGCAUCAAUGCCUAUGUGAAGGUAUCUCUCUCUGGCCAUGGCCAAGGACACUCAUCAUUCGGGGGCAGCAUGAACUCUGGCUAUCAGCGCACAGCCGUUCAUCGGCAUUCGGGACGUCCUUUCUUUGAUCAGAAAUUCAGUUUUCCUAUUACUGGACCUGGCACUGCUGAUGGCGAGCAUCUUCAGCUGGCUGUGUGGCAUCGGGAUCGCCAUUUAAAACGCAGCGAGUUCCUGGGCUGCAGCACCUUUCCCCUAAGCGAGCUAGUGCAUCCAGAAGCGGCAGCCUCCACCACCACCACCACGGCGGGAUCCUACAAGUUGCUGGCCCAGCCAUGUCCCCCGAACAACAAUAAUCACAAUCACAAUCGUCAGAGCCAAGCGAAAGUCACAGGUCAGGAUCGUCCAAGAGCAGAGCAAGUACAGGAGCAGCAGGAGCUGAAGGAGCCGAAGGAGCAGCCGAAGGAAUCCCUAGAGAUGGCAACGGCUGCCGCAGUGGCAGUGACGCCACAAAAGACGGCCAAUGGUUCGGGCGUGGGUGUGGGCAUUGGAGCCACAACGACAACGUCACUACCUCUCAAUGACGAGAUCAUUAGCAUCAGUAUCGAUAGCAUGGGACGAGAGGAUCCCUUGAUGCCACAACAGCCUCAGCAGCCGAUGAGGCUCAGCAAGAAGGCACUCCAUCAGCGGGAUGCCGAUGAGAAUCUAUUCCUGCGUUUCCUAGAGCUAGAUCCGCCGGCAGAUGGUAAUGCAAAUAGCACAACCAAUGCCAGUUCGGGAGCGGGAACGGGAACGGGAACGGGAACGGGAGCAAGUGCCUCGUCAACGGCCAAGGCCAAUGAGAGUAAUGCCAAUCAUUUGAAUGGAACCAGUGGGAGGCGUCAAUCCACCAUGCCCGGAGCAGGAGGAGGAGGAGCAGGUGGUAGCCAUCGGCAAACGGGACGCACGCCCUUCACAAUGACCAAACGGCUGACAAGGACCGAGGAGCGUGGCUUUGGCUUCUCCAUUGUGUGGACACAUCCACCGCGGGUGGAGAAGGUAGAGGCUGGCCUAUCCGCCGACCGUUGCGGCAUCCUGCCCGGCGACUAUGUGAUCUUCGUGGAUAAGCACAAUGUGGUCACGAUGCCCGAGGCUGAUGUUCUGAACUUGAUACGAUCGCAGGGCUCGGCCUUGACGUUGGAGAUUUUCAGAAGGUCAGGCGCGGGCGCCACCACCAUCAUCACGAAUCUGGGUGGCUCCAAUGCGAAUGUGAGUAGCAGUACCACCACCACCAGCAAUACCCGCCAUCAGAUGCCAGGCAGUCUGGGCGUUGGAGUGGCUCUAGGAUUGGGCAGUGAGGAGCAUGUCACAACCACGACAGCCACGGGAACGGGAACGGGCACUGGCACUGGCACGGGCACAGCUAUGAUGAGCCUGCAGAGAACGGCCAGUUCCCGUAUCCAAGGCUCUGGCCAGAUGGGCAACAGUUUGAGUCGACCGGCCACCGCCUGCUCUGGGACAACCUCAUCGAUUGAGGCGGCCAAGAGGAGGUUACACCUGCCACAGGUCACCUUUAGCAAGGAGGUAGGCAAGGGUGUCAUCGUCUAG
This is a messenger RNA of Drosophila serrata, 2523 nucleotides long. RefSeq names its product Protostome-specific GEF (gene PsGEF). NCBI's taxonomy places the organism in Eukaryota, Metazoa, Arthropoda, Insecta, Diptera, Drosophilidae. Gene Ontology annotation, cellular component: plasma membrane; nucleus. The record is from RefSeq and is a predicted model, not a curated record. Gene Ontology annotation, molecular function: protein binding; guanyl-nucleotide exchange factor activity.